GGUGGCGGAACGGCAGCUCCCUGGUCACGGCUAAAUUGACGGGCUCAUCCUAGUAGCGGUGGCCGUCGGGGCCCUGUCCUGUCUCCGUCUUGGAGGACCCGCCUCGGCACAGCCGGGCUCGGUCCAGCCUUGUGGUAAGCCCUGGGCCGCGGCUGCCCGGUAGUUCCAUCGGCGUGGAGAGACUAGCAGACAGGCGGGCGCCAAGGUCUGAGGCAGCGUUUCAGCCCAUCUGUUGGCUCCGCGUCCGGGGUCGGGUACCUCUCACUCCUCUGUCUGGCCUCUCUUUCGCCCCGUGUCUGGCUGAUUAAAAAUGACAGCAAUCAAACAUGCGUUACAAAGAGAUAUUUUUACGCCAAAUGAUGAACGCCUGCUGAGUAUUGUCAAUGUCUGCAAAGCAGGAAAAAAGAAAAAGAACUGUUUUCUGUGUGCCACAGUGACAACUGAACGCCCCGUGCAGGUGAAGAUGGUAAAAGUCAAGAAAUCCGACAAAGGAGAUUUCUACAAAAGGCAGAUUGCUUGGGCCCUUCGAGACCUUGCUGUGGUAGAUGCCAAGGAUGCUAUUAAAGAAAAUCCUGAAUUUGAUUUACAUUUUGAAAAAAUAUAUAAAUGGGUUGCCAGCAGCACUGCUGAAAAGAAUGCAUUUAUUUCAUGCAUUUGGAAAUUGAAUCAGCGAUAUCUCCGGAAGAAAAUUGAUUUUGUCAAUGUUAGCUCACAGCUCUUGGAAGAAUCUGUUCCAAGUGGAGAAAAUCAGAGUGUGACAGGAGGUGAUGAAGAAGUAGUAGAUGUUUACCAAGAGUUAAAUGCAAGAGAAGAGCAGGAUAUUGAAAUAAUGAUGGAAGGCUGUGAAUGUGCAAUCUCUAAUGCUGAGGCCUUUGCAGAAAGGUUGUCCAGAGAGCUACAGGUGCUAGAUGGGGCUAACAUCCAAUCAAUCAUGGCCUCUGAAAAGCAAGUGAACAUCCUGAUGAAGUUGCUGGAUGAGGCUUUAAAGGAGGUAGAUCAGAUUGAAUUGAAACUGAGCAGUUAUGAGGAAAUGCUCCAAAGCGUAAAAGAACAAAUGGAUCAGAUCUCUGAAAGCAACCACCUAAUUCAUCUUAGUAACACUAAUAAUGUAAAACUCCUGUCUGAAAUAGAGUUUCUUGUGAACCACAUGGACUUGGCCAAAGGUCAUAUAAAGGCCCUUCAGGAAGGAGAUCUUGCUUCCUCCAGAGGCAUUGAGGCCUGCACCAAUGCUGCAGAUGCCCUUCUACAGUGCAUGAAUGUAGCUCUUCGACCAGGCCAUGACAUGCUCCUGGCAGUCAAACAGCAACAGCAGCGUUUCAGUGAUUUGCGAGAGCAUUUUGCCCGGAGACUGGCCAGUCACCUCAACAAUGUUUUUGUUCAACAGUUUACUCAGGCCCUCCUUCAACUCUAUAACAGGUCCUACUUUCUUUCGGUGCCUGGUCAUGAUCAGAGUUCAACUCUUGCUCAGCACUCUGUUGAACUGGCUUUACCCAAUCAUCAUCCAUUUCAUAGAGACUUGCUUCGAUACGCCAAGUUGAUGGAGUGGCUGAAGAGUACAGAUUAUGGAAAAUAUGAGGGACUAACGAAGAAUUACAUGGAUUAUUUAUCACGACUAUAUGAGAGAGAAAUUAAAGAUUUCUUUGAAGUUGCAAAGAUCAAGAUGACUGGCACAACUAAAGAAAGCAAGAAGUUUGCUACACUGCCUCGAAAAGAAAGUGCUGUCAAACAGGAAACAGAGAGUCUUCAUGGAAGUUCUGGGAAAUUAACUGGAUCCACUUCUAGUCUAAAUAAACUCAGUGUUCAGAGUUCAGGGAAUCGCAGAUCUCAGUCAUCUUCUUUGUUGGAUAUGGGAAACAUGUCUGCCUCUGAUCUCGACGUUGCUGACAGGACCAAAUUUGAUAAGAUCUUUGAACAGGUACUAAGUGAACUAGAGCCCUUGUGUCUGGCAGAACAGGACUUCAUAAGUAAAUUUUUCAAACUACAGCAACAUCAAAGUAUGCCUGGAACAAUGACUGAAGCAGAGGACGUAGAUGGAGGAACAUUAUCCCGGCAACAUAAUGCUGGUGCGCCACUGCCGGUUUCAUCAGAAAAAGAUAUGAUCCGCCAAAUGAUGAUUAAAAUAUUUCGCUGCAUUGAGCCAGAACUGAACAACCUAAUUGCGUUAGGAGACAAAAUUGAUAGCUUUAACUCCCUUUACAUGCUUGUCAAAAUGAGUCAUCAUGUGUGGACUGCACAAAAUGUGGAUCCUGCUUCUUUCCUGAGUACUACAUUGGGAAAUGUUUUGGUGACUGUCAAAAGGAACUUUGACAAAUGCAUUAGUAAUCAAAUAAGGCAAAUGGAAGAAGUAAAGAUCUCAAAAAAGAGUAAAGUAGGAAUUCUUCCAUUUGUUGCUGAAUUUGAAGAAUUUGCUGGACUCGCGGAAUCAAUCUUUAAAAAUGCUGAGCGUCGUGGAGAUCUAGAUAAAGCAUAUACCAAACUUAUCAGAGGAGUAUUUGUUAAUGUGGAGAAAGUAGCAAAUGAAAGCCAGAAGACCCCCAGGGAUGUAGUUAUGAUGGAAAACUUUCACCAUAUUUUUGCAACACUGUCUCGUUUGAAAAUCUCAUGUCUAGAAGCUGAAAAAAAAGAAGCCAAACAAAAAUACACAGAUCACCUUCAGUCUUAUGUCAUUUACUCUUUAGGACAACCUCUUGAAAAGCUAAAUCAUUUCUUUGAAGGUGUUGAAGCUCGUGUGGCACAGGGUAUAAGAGAGGAGGAAGUAAGCUAUCAACUUGCAUUUAACAAACAAGAACUUCGUAAAGUCAUUAAAGAGUAUCCUGGAAAGGAAGUGAAAAAAGGUCUAGAUAACCUCUACAAAAAGGUUGAUAAACAUUUAUGUGAAGAGGAGAACUUACUUCAGGUGGUGUGGCACUCUAUGCAAGAUGAAUUUAUACGCCAGUAUAAGCACUUUGAAGGUUUGAUAGCUCGCUGUUAUCCUGGAUCUGGCGUUACGAUGGAAUUCACCAUUCAGGACAUUCUAGAUUAUUGUUCCAGCAUUGCACAGUCCCACUAAAACAGAAGAGAUAGAUGAAAGAAGUGUCUACUAUUGUGUGUGUGUGUGUGUGUGUGUGUGUGUGUGUGUGUGUGUGUGUAUGGAAAGAAAAGAUUUAGGUGCUAGGUUGCCCCUGCUGCUUUAAGCCAACAGACUGGAUAGGAGGAGUGGGUAUAUGCAACUUCCCUUACCUGUGUAACUAAUAACAUGAGACUUCCCUGUUACAGGUGGUCACUUGGCCAUAUGUGCUAACAGGGGCAUGUGAAAGG
Molecule: messenger RNA, 3297 nt
Organism: Leopardus geoffroyi (Geoffroy's cat)
Lineage: Eukaryota; Metazoa; Chordata; Mammalia; Carnivora; Felidae
Gene: EXOC1
Product: exocyst complex component 1
Exons: 20
Coding region: 311-3049 (912 amino acids)
Biological process (GO): Golgi to plasma membrane transport; exocytosis
Cellular component (GO): plasma membrane; exocyst
Molecular function (GO): phosphatidylinositol-4,5-bisphosphate binding
Source: RefSeq, a predicted model, not a curated record